CUCGACUUUCGCUCUUUCUGCACCUCUCCUCUUCGCUCCGAUUGUUCCUUCUUGCUUGCUCCAUACCUCUCACGAGAGAUUUCAGUUUUUCUCCAUAUUCCCCCAAUUAGCUCAUACCAACUAAGCUUCGGUUCUCCCCACAUCCACCUGCCGGAACCAUCUUCUGUCUGUUACGAAACUCCUCCUGCCGCGAUGGGCACGCUUCACGACACGAACCCCUGCCAUCACUCCCUCGGGACCAUCUUCGCGUCCAUCCCCGACGAGGUCUCCCACGAGGCGCUCCUGCGCCUCCCACGCCACCUGCACGGCGCGCUCAAGACCGUCUCCAAGUCCUGGAGCUCCGCCGUGUCCAGCCGCGCGUUUUUCGAGGCGCGCGAGGCGGCGGGGGCUGUCGAGGAAUGGCUCUUCGUGCUCCCAGAGGACCCCGACCAGGGCGCGUUCCGCGCCUUCGACCCCAACUCCAACUCCUGGCACGCCGUGCCGCCCGUUCCCGGUCGGUCCAAGACCGAGGGUCUUUCGGAAUUCGCGACCGUGGCGGCCGGCGGCAAGAUGUACGUCAUCGGCGGCCGGGAGCGCGUGACGUCAGCAUCGCCCUCCGGGAUGAGCGGCGUGGAAACCGCAACGGCGUGCGUCCGCGUGUUCGACCCCAUCGCGUGGCGCUGGGAGUUCUGCGCGCCGAUGGGCGAGGCGCGCAUCUCGCCCGCCGCGGAGGUGCUGGACGGCCGUUACAUCGUGGUCACCGGCGGGCAGGGCCGACACGCGUUCCUGCGAUCCGCUGAGAUGUUCGACGUGCUCACCGGGGAUUGGCGGAGCAUCAGCGCGAUGCACGCCGCGAGAUGCGGGCACCGCGCUGUGGUGCUGGGCGGGCAGCUGACGGUGAUCGCGGGGGAGGUGGAGCGGCACGACAGCAUGUCUGCUGACGUCAUGCACUUACGUCAUGACGGAGACGGGCACGCGCGCGAGAGCACGGCGUCCGUCGAGGUGUACUGCCGCGACGCGGACCGGUGGGAUCUGGUGCCCAACGCAUGGAUCGACGACAGCAAGAUCCCGUGCCCCAUGGCCGUCUUGGGCGCCGACCUCUACGCCAUCCACCAGACGCGCCUCGUCGUGCGAGACGGCGCCACGGGCGUGUGGCGCAAGUGCGGCCCAGUCCCCUCGCUCCACGUCAGCAGCAGCUUCGGGCGGCAGAGCAGCGCGACCCAUGGCGUGGGCAUGAUCGCCUUCGGGGGGAAGCUGUUCGUGAUGGGGGGGUCUCGCGACGCGUGGGGGCAUGGCAGCAGCGGCGGCAGGGUGGGGCUGGAGGAGAUUUUCUGCUGGGAUCCCGAGGAGGAGGGCAGGCGCGGGCGGGAGGAGGAGGCGCGGCUGCCCAAGGGGCCCAUGGCGCCCAUGUUCGUGCGGCCGAGUGAGAGGCUGCUCAACUGGACGGCCGUUGGGGGCAUGGGCGGCGGGCGAGGGGCGAUUCUCGGGUGCGCGGUGCUGAGGGUGUGAGGGAAGGGUGGAGGGGAGAGGGGGUUGGGAUGCCUGGCAGGGGUGAGGGAAUGGAGGGGUUUGGGUUGGGUGCGAGGACAGGUAGGGACAGUAGGGGGGGUGUGAGAAUCAGAGCACUACUCGGUGGAGGCGGGUGAGAAGAGCAGCACGUGGCAGAGGGGGUGUGAUGGCAGGUGCAGCAGCAGCAUUGGUGUGUGCCUACACGAGCAGCGGAGCGGGGCGUACAAGCCCCGGGCCUAGUGAGGUGCCUUGACAAGCAGCAUAGCGGGUGUACAGGUCACACUGACACGGGGCCUAGUGAGCUGGGCAUGUGGCAGCAGCACGCUGUAAUGCCAUGAUGCCGUGAGUUUAUGGAGCAGCAGUGUGCCGCAAAGGAAGGGGUGCAGCAUGAUGAGAUGCUCUUGACUGUGGCGCCAUCCCCUCCUACAAUUUUGAAGUUAGGCUGUGUGUGUGCAGCAUGAUGCACUCCUGGGGCUUAGUCCCCAGAUCCAAUUUUGGAUGCCUCUUUGUUUUUGAAUGUAUUGAAUCAAAGCUGCAAGAGCUGGUUCACUUUUAAAAGCACAGUG
Molecule: messenger RNA, 2054 nt
Organism: Closterium sp. NIES-67
Lineage: Eukaryota; Viridiplantae; Streptophyta; Zygnematophyceae; Desmidiales; Closteriaceae
Source: the annotation of a GenBank genome assembly